Messenger RNA from Glycine soja, 1209 nucleotides. RefSeq names its product plasmodesmata-located protein 2-like. NCBI's taxonomy places the organism in Eukaryota, Viridiplantae, Streptophyta, Magnoliopsida, Fabales, Fabaceae. Bases 169 to 1056 code for a protein of 295 amino acids. The record is from RefSeq and is a predicted model, not a curated record. Gene Ontology annotation, biological process: plasmodesmata-mediated intercellular transport; transport of virus in multicellular host. Gene Ontology annotation, cellular component: plasmodesma. The transcript has 2 exons.
AAUUUCAUACCAAUUAGCAUUUCGAAGCAUAAAACCCCAUAUGGUGUAAGUUUUUAUUAAUCAUGUGAAUAUGCAUAAUCUCCUCUUCACCAGGAGGAUCCUCCCAUCUAGCAUAAUGGAACACUCCAAUUCUACUUCUAAUUAAAUUCAAACUAUCAUGAGUAGUUAAUGUCCAUUGCACACUCCAAUGUGGUUUUUCCAAAUGUUCCCAUUCCACAAUCCUCCUCAGUUUCACUUUCUUGCUCUUCCAAAACAGUUUCCGAUUACAGCACUUUAGUGUACAAAACCUGUGCAAGCCAAACCUUUAACGACCAAUUAACUAAAACUUAUUCUCAAACACUCAACUCUCUGCUCCAACAACUCAUUGCACAAUCCUCCCAACAAAAGUUCUUCAAAAACACGGAAGCCGUUAGCGACGACGCAGCCAUCUCAGGCCUUUUCCAAUGUCGAGACGAUAUCGGCAUAAAAGAUUGUUUUAACUGCGUAAACUUGCUGCAUCAGAUGUCAAACACCUUGUGCAGUGAUUCCAUGCCAACACGGGUUCAACUUGACGGUUGCUACAUUCACUACGAGACAGAGGAGCUUCCAGAAACAAAUGGUGAAUCUAAAAGUUAUAGCAAUUUCUUGCUUCACAAGGAGUGUGGGGAACCGGUUGUGGACUAUAUCAAGUUCAAAGAGUUUAUGGACGAGGCGUUUGUGAAUCUGGAAAGUGGGAUUCCGAACAGUAAUGGGUUCUAUACGAUGAAUUAUAAAUCAGUGAAAUUGAUGGCGCAGUGUGAAGGGGAUUCAAAUAUUUGUGACUGUAGCAACUGCGUGAGCGAUGCAGUGCAGGUUGCUAAGGAAGAAUGCGGAACUUCACUUUCGGCACAAAUAUAUCUUGACAAGUGUUUCAUAAGCUACUAUGGCAUUCCUGGAAACUCUGUCCCAGGGGCAAGAAGAAAUAACAACACCGAAAAGUUGGCAGCGAUAAUUGUUGGAGGGGCCGCAGCUCUGUUUUUGGGUUUUGCUUUUUUAUCACUGCUUAAGUCUUGGUUUAGAAAAGACGAUUAUGAAUAGAGUGGACUGGGUUUAACCAGUGAGUAUUAGGAAUUUAGGAUACGAUUAUCUGUGUAAUAAUCAUCUUUGCUAUGCUUUUUUCUUUAGUAUGAAGAUAACAACUUUGUAUCUAUAAUACUAAUGUUGAAAAUAUUUCUUAGUUUUCAUUUUUCA